AUGUCAUUCCCCUGCUUUUUACCAUAUGCAAACGGCGAAGAAUAUCUAUCUGCUGCCAUCGUCCCGCCAUCCCUAUGCGAGCCUGAGGAUGAAUUUGAGAUUGAUCCUUGUCAAGCUGUUUUCCUCGAAGAUUUCCGGAAAGAAAUCAGCAAGUAUACGACUCGGGAGCUAGCUGGGAGCGUGCCCAACGCCACAAAGGUAGCUCUGAUUGAGAGUUUCCAGCAGGAUUGGAAGAAUUGUGCCCGUCUCUGCGUGGAGAAAACUGCAGAGACGCUUCGGUGCGAGCUCGAUGCGCUGAUACUUGUUUAUUUUAGUACAUUCCCGCUGUUACGGUUGGACGUAACAAAUAUUGCGGCCGAAAUAGUCGAUGCCGCCUCUCAGAAGGCAUUGGACCUCGUGCUGAAAUUGUUCCAAUUGGAGACUACGCCUAGAGUUGGCAGUAACAUGGAACUGCGUGCCAUCAAAUAUCGAUUCGCACAAAGGUACGACUCCAUGAGGAGGGGUAUGGCGGACCUCCAGCCGUACAACACCGAGCUCAGUGUUAUGGCUGAAAUUCGGGCGUACUUCAGUAUCUCCCACCAGCGUUUUAUUUCCAAUGUACUCGCCGCGAUUUCUUCAGAGCUAGUGGACGUAAUAUCGGGUAACCUCGAGGAAUCGCUUUUCAGGGAACUGGGAAUAAAUUCGCACUAUCUGGAUGAAGGAGCUAUGUGA
Sparassis crispa is the source of this 711-nucleotide messenger RNA. RefSeq lists its product as hypothetical. The record is from RefSeq and is a predicted model, not a curated record. The transcript is spliced from 4 exons. Lineage: Eukaryota; Fungi; Basidiomycota; Agaricomycetes; Polyporales; Sparassidaceae. The coding region runs from base 1 to 711 and encodes 236 amino acids.